Patiria miniata (bat star) is the source of this 2915-nucleotide messenger RNA. Its product is annotated as potassium channel subfamily K member 2-like. The transcript is spliced from 2 exons. The record is from RefSeq and is a predicted model, not a curated record. Gene Ontology annotation, biological process: potassium ion transmembrane transport; stabilization of membrane potential. The coding region runs from base 404 to 1705 and encodes 433 amino acids. NCBI's taxonomy places the organism in Eukaryota, Metazoa, Echinodermata, Asteroidea, Valvatida, Asterinidae. Gene Ontology annotation, cellular component: membrane. Gene Ontology annotation, molecular function: potassium ion leak channel activity.
GGGCGCUCAACAAUUGCGGCUUUCACUAGUAACAGAUGUGUUCGUGGAAUGUACACUACACGUAGAAUGGUGUAUGGGUAUUUCUUGAACAGGAGAGGCCAACAACGUUACACAUGUAUAUGUAAGAGCGGCAAAUGAAUGUUAUAGACCUUUAGGGCGGACGGAUAUUAAUAUAUCGAGAACACAGGACGUGUAGCUUGAGUGUUUCUGAUCACGCAACAUCGCUACAGAGACUGUCAAUUGUGUGAGGCACAUCGUACCAAGCGGGCCCGUACACAUGGAAACUUCUACCGACCAAAAACGGAAACACACUAGCUCAGGGUGAUCCCGUAUCAAACGUGUACGGCGAUCGACCGACUAUAUUUUGUAUACCACACCGACUCCAAACUAUACUCCAUACACCAUGAAACGUUGGCAGCUGAUGCUGAUUGCAUGGUUUCUGUUCAUUGGUUACCUUCUGGCGGGUGCUUUCCUAUUCAGGGCAAUUGAACACCCCGAAGAGAAGCUGGCGGAAGCCACCUUCUUCCAAGCCAUGGAGGAGUUUCUGGACUCCCAUCCCUGCAUCUCCAGAGACGAGUUGUUCCACUACAGCAAAGUAUUGGUAGCGGGGGCAGACAGGGGCGUGGUAGAUUUCAACGAGGACCAUCACCAUGGUCAAAAUACUCGUGUGGACAAGGAGAGAAGUGUCUGGGAUCUUCCUAACUCCUUCUUCUUCUCAGCCACCAUUGUCACUACAAUCGGCUACGGAGACAUUACGCCUCAGACACCAAUGGGCCAAUUGGUCUGCAUGAUCUACGGUGCCAUUGGACUACCCCUUACAGCAUGGGUUAUAGGUGUCAUUUCACGCUCUCUGACAGCAUACUGGACCAAAGCACUGGACAAGGCUGACAACAUCCUACUUCUCUGCCUCAGGUUUGCCCGAUUACGGAAGACCGUCAUGGUCCUCCUUACCAUAGUGGUGUUGUACGCGAUACUGCUCCAGGUUCCGGCCGUCGUGCUUGGAUACAUUGAAAAAUGGUACACCUUGACGGCGGUGUACUACCUCUUCAUCACCUUGACGACAAUUGGAUUUGGGGAUUUGGUGGUGGGUAAUCAUCCGGAUUUCACACUGGCAGCUAGGUGGGUGCUCAAGAUUUGCAUGGUGCUGUACGUGAUACUGGGCCUCAGCCUCCUGGUGGCGCUAUCAUCGGCCAUUGCGGAGCGUGCCAAUAAAGCGGUCAAGAAAUCAAUCGUACCUUCAAACAGCUACCAGGUCGAACGCCCGAAGAGCAAGAAAGGGCGGGAACGCAUGAACACCAUGCUGGAAAAUGAAAUUGCGCUGAGUCACGUGCCGAAUCUGUUAUCCGCUAGGAUGACAGAUUCUUGCUCAGAUUUUAAAACCGCGGACUUGGGACUGACUGACGCCGAAGAAGCGGCGUUUGAGAUGCGGUCGCUUAGCAACCACAAGGAAGAUGUACCACCGGAUUAUGAAGAGAUCGUCAUAGACACUUGCCUAUCAGAGUCCAACGGCACCUUGUGCACAGUGUCACCGACCGAUAGUUCUGACAGUAAGAAGUUAGCAGCAGACGAACUCUCUGUGCACCGGUCAUCCACGGGCAACGGUCACGUUACUGAAAGAAAUGGGAAUACAUGUAUCUAUACUAUUUCAAAGGACGAAUACGGGCGCGCUGCUUUCAAGAGCCCAUCCAUGGGGGAUCACACGUGAAACAGGAUUCAUUCUUGCCAACUAGUAAUUUAGCUUUCUAUUAUGCAAUUUAUGGAGGGUUUGGACUGACAAAAACUAACACCCCGAGCACUAAUAUCGUGUUUUUCAUUGUCGAAAUCAUGUUUAUUUUUGAUAGUAUUUUUAUUAAGGUGCACAACCCAAGUUUUCUUUGUAACAUACUGUUUAAAGAUUAUUUUCUUUUAAAUUUAAUAUAUGAAAACUCGUGUACAGGGAACAAAACAAAUAUAAUAUCCACAAGUAUUUUUGUAACAACAUGUAUUAUUUUUGUACGAUGGUAUUUGUUUUUAAGUGUAUUAAUGAAUUUGAAGUUUUAGAUUUAGUUUUAAACAUAGAACAAUUUCCAAAACGUGAUGUAUGGUUGACUAACAUAAUUUUUUCUAACAUUUUAAAUAAAACAUUUUCCAUUUUGUAGUGACGUAAUAUCUGUUUGAUUUUUUUUAAAUGUAUUUAGCAUUAUUGUGGUCUAUUGAGAGCUCUAUAAAAUUAUGGGUGGAUUUAAUUAUUUUACGGUUAAUUUCAAUGUCCCUUUUCAACACACCUUCUUAAGACAUUUCAUAUCUACCGUGUCAGAAAAAAACAACGGCCCAUAAUAAUUAUGGUCAUAACACUGUUCAAUCUGCAACGUACUGCAGUAUCUAUAUACAUGUAUACCUCAAUUGGCGAACUACCUGCAUAUUAUACGUUGUUUUCCCCAAGCAAUAGAAUAAUUAUCUCUUAAUCGCAAGGACGGGACGAAAAUAAUUGAAUUAAAAUUCCAAACAAGUUUGCCACCUGGAUAUAUUAUCGUUGAAGGUCUUUGUGCCUUUCCUUUGUUGGAUGAAAAUAUCAGGAAUGUUGGUUGGAUCCCUUUAUGUUUAGUCUGGUUCCCUGUCCCUAUUGUCCUUCGGACUUUAAAUAUGGGGACAGGUAGCUAGCUGCGAAUCUUGCAUGCGUUCAUCAGGAGGCAUCCCUGCCGCCGCAAAAUAUCCGAAAUUCUAGCAACUUCAGCGCUGAAACAGCUGUAACAGGCUUCUGCCUGGAAUGACAUCACAAUUUUGCUCAUGAAUAUGGAAAUUUGUAUUAGCAUAAAACAAAAAAGGCACAAAACACCCUGUAAAGUGGCAAAACGAAAAUUGAGAUAAGGUUAACUGAGACACAAAUGUUCAUUAAAAAAGCAUGUAUUAAAACAUUUUAACUCCGCUAAAAAAAC